This is a messenger RNA of Melospiza melodia melodia, 1385 nucleotides long. RefSeq names its product iroquois homeobox 6 (gene IRX6). Bases 81 to 1385 code for a protein of 434 amino acids. The transcript has 6 exons. Gene Ontology annotation, biological process: regulation of transcription by RNA polymerase II; cell development; positive regulation of DNA-templated transcription. The record is from RefSeq and is a predicted model, not a curated record. NCBI's taxonomy places the organism in Eukaryota, Metazoa, Chordata, Aves, Passeriformes, Passerellidae. Gene Ontology annotation, cellular component: nucleus. Gene Ontology annotation, molecular function: DNA-binding transcription activator activity, RNA polymerase II-specific; RNA polymerase II cis-regulatory region sequence-specific DNA binding.
GGUGCAUCUUGAAGCAGGGUUUAGUUACAAUCGAUCUUGGGGGGAAAAUAUUGCCUAUGGUCCAAAAAUAAGGAGCAACUAUGUCCUUCUCUCAGUUCGGAUACCCCUACAGCACCACUUCACAGUUCUUCGUGCCCGCCAGCCCCAGCACGACCUGCUGCGAGGCCGCCCCCCGCUCCGGGCCGGAUGCCUCCUCGGCGCCGGCCGCCGCCUCGCUGUGCUGCGCCCCGUACGAGAGCCGGCUGCUGGCGCCCGGCCGCGCCGAGCUCAAUGCGGCGCUGGGCAUGUACAGCGCCCCGUACGCCGCCGGCCAGGGCUACGGCAACUACCUGCCCUACGGCGCCGAGCCCGCCGCGCUCUACACCGCGCUGAACCCCCAGUAUGAAAUCAAAGACGGCGCCGGCACGUUGCACUCGGGAAUCGCGCAGCCCGCUACCUACUACUCCUACGAUCAUUCCUUGGGGCAGUACCAGUACGACAGGUACGGGACGGUGGAUUUCGGUGGUUCAGCCAGACGCAAAAAUGCAACGCGAGAGACGACGAGUACUCUCAAGACCUGGCUGUACGAGCACCGCAAAAACCCCUACCCCACCAAAGGAGAGAAAAUCAUGCUGGCUAUCAUCACUAAAAUGACCCUGACGCAAGUGUCCACUUGGUUUGCUAACGCCAGACGGAGGCUUAAGAAAGAAAACAAAAUGACCUGGUCUCCCAAGAACAAAGCCGGGGAAGAGAGGAAAGAAGGAACCCCGAGGGAAGAGGAUGAAUACAGUGCGGAGGGUGAAGGCAGAGAGCAGAAGAGCUACAAGGAGGACAAGGACCUGCGGUUCAGCGACCUGGAGGAGGAGGAAGAGGAGGAGGAGGAGGAGGCGGGGAAGCCGGAGAAGGGCCGGACCAGCUCCCUGCAGGAAGCGCCCAGCCUGGGCGCGGCGCUGCCCGAGGCUCCGCGCAGCGAUUGCAGCCUGCCCGGCCCCUUCCACGCCUUUCCUUGUGCCAAGGGCCCCGCCGCGGACUUCGCCCCCGCCUCCUUGGCCGGCCCGCCGCCGCCCUACGCGCCCGCGGAGAAGCCGCGCAUCUGGUCUCUGGCGCGCACGGCCGGGGCCAGCGCGGCGCGCAGGGGCAGCCCCGAGGGCCGCGGCGCGGAGGGAGGCGGCGGCGCGGCGGGGGAGCAGCCCCUGCCCGCCAAGGCCUUCCGGAGCUCCGCUUUCAGCCUGCAGCCGCUCCCGCGGAGCUGCGCGUCCCACCGCGGCCUGGGGGAGCCGUGCCAGUUCGCGGCGGCGGGCGAAGGCUUCGGGCGGGGCGCCAAGGGCGGCCCGGGAGGCACCGAGCUGGGUGGGACGUGCCUGGACAGGCUGCGGACGGCGUUCCGGCCCGUGCUGCGGAGGUGA